AUGGUGUGCAGUAUUUCAGCGAGCGGUCAACAAAAUAGUGAAAAAAGCAAGUCAACAAGGUGUAGUGAUCGUGGCUUACAUAGACGAUCUUAUUGUGGCCGGAAAAGCGAAAUAGUGCUUGAAAAAUUCGAAGUGUUGUUGCUGAUCUUGAAAGAGGAAGGAUUUACAAUCAACCUGAACAAAAGUUACUUUUUUGUGCCAAAAGUAGAGUUUCUCGGCUUCGAAGUGUCGUCGGCAGGAAUCCGCCCGGGAGAAGCUAAAAUUUUGGCAGUGAAACGGUUUCCUUUACCCAAGAGUGUUCGUGAAGUCCAGCAGUUUCUCGGACUGGCAGGCUUUUUCCGAAGAUUUGUGCGCAAUUUCAGUGUGAUCGCGGCUCCAUUGUAUUCGUUAUUGAAGAAAGAUGCCACGUUUGUGUGGGCCGAACAGCAGAUGAGUGCUUUUACUGAGAUCCAACGUCUGCUUAUUUCACGUCCACUUCUAGCAUUGUACGAUCCUGAUAAUGAGCUGUUUGGAGAACAAUCGUUAUCAAAUCGAGUCGGUUCCUGA
This is a messenger RNA of Uranotaenia lowii, 546 nucleotides long. RefSeq lists its product as uncharacterized. Bases 1 to 546 code for a protein of 181 amino acids. The record is from RefSeq and is a predicted model, not a curated record. The transcript has a single exon. NCBI's taxonomy places the organism in Eukaryota, Metazoa, Arthropoda, Insecta, Diptera, Culicidae.